Molecule: messenger RNA, 419 nt
Organism: Cladocopium goreaui
Lineage: Eukaryota; Dinophyceae; Suessiales; Symbiodiniaceae
Source: the annotation of a GenBank genome assembly
AGUCCUCACUGCACCAAAUCAGAGUCCCCUAUCUUCACUGCCAGGCGCCACCAACAGGUGGUCCCUUGGAUGACGCAGCUGCCAGUGAAGAAUACAUUCAUCGAGGUGAGGACGCACGAUCCGAUCAUCGUGCGACCUCGAGCACAGACUGCAGAAGUCGUACCAAGCUCAUCCUACUUGGCCAGCUCAGUGGAGAUUGCCCCUGCCAUUGCCCCUACCCUUGCUCCUGCCCCCGUCCCUGUCACUGGCGUGCCAGCGGUCACUGUGGACUCCAAAGUCCGGGCAGCUCCAGGUUCUGCCGCAUGCAUUGUGUCCAGUGUUGAUUCGACGGGUAGGAGGUGCUCCGUCGCAAGAACUCCAGAUGUCUCGCUGGCGAAGUUGACUCGAUCCAAGGUUGUACCUGUCGAAGAGGAUAUGCU